This is a messenger RNA of Tigriopus californicus, 1089 nucleotides long. RefSeq lists its product as uncharacterized. Gene Ontology annotation, molecular function: protein binding. Gene Ontology annotation, cellular component: extracellular region. Bases 20 to 1021 code for a protein of 333 amino acids. The record is from RefSeq and is a predicted model, not a curated record. NCBI's taxonomy places the organism in Eukaryota, Metazoa, Arthropoda, Copepoda, Harpacticoida, Harpacticidae. Gene Ontology annotation, biological process: proteolysis. The transcript is spliced from 5 exons.
UGCGCAUUUCCUUUGAAACAUGAGAGCUGCCACAUUGUUGAAUAUUGGAGCUCCUCAGUUGAUUACUUGGGCAACUGUUUUGGGACUAGCUCAAUGUUAUAUCGUUUUUGGACCAACCGUGGCUCCAAAUUUUGAGCGGAAAGAAGGAUUGUUAGCUUCCCCUUGCCCUGAUUCUCAUCCUUGGGCUUAUGCUAAUGGCACUCGAUGUUGCGGACACUAUCACCAGGUGAAUGACUUCCGCAUCAUUUUGGAUUGGUAUGACCCAGAUCCACUCUGUUCUGAAGGUGAUUCAAUCCCAUGUCCAAGCACUUCUUUGUGCAAGACCACCAAUGAACCCAUGGAAGCCAUCCAUUGCCCAGAAACUCAUCCAUGGGCAAUUGCAAAUGGUACCCAAUGCUGUGAACGAUUCCAUAACGCCAAUGAUUUUAGCAGAGCAUUGGAUUGGCAUGACCCGGAAUCAUUGUGCUAUGGAGGCAAUUCAAUCUCCUGCCCUACAAGAACAUAUUGUGAGACUGCGGUUGAAUAUAAGGAUCCGGACAAUUGCCCUAAAGAGUAUUCAUUUCAAAUUCGGAAUGCGUGCUGUAAAACUAACAUUAGAACAACGGGUGGAACUUGCAAUGGUGGCAUAAUGGGCACCGAUGAUGAUCCACAAUGUUGCAAGCCAGAGUAUUUGUACCAACCUUCUCAUUGUCAAACAUUCAAAAAGCGAUGCCGGUCGACCUCUACGAAUCCAGACUGUCAUUGGAGAGGUAUUGGAGUUAUUGGAAAUGACCUUGGGGAUCCUUACACGCCUGUUCAAGAAUUUGACGGCACAGCGUAUGUUGGUAACACAAAAGUAUUUGACACGCACUUUGAAUGUCAGUUCGAAUGCCAAAAGGUGGCACAAUGUGAGUUUUACUCGUUCCAUGAACACACAAUGAACCCUGAUUUUGGUCGUGGCUUCUGUUACUUGAAGAGCAGUAAGGCUGCAGGAACCUGCGUCUACGAAGAAAAAACAUCAGGCCCCAAGUAUUGUCUGUAGGAUGGAAUGAUAUGAGAUGACACGUCGAUGAUGAUUUCAAGAAAUAAAACAAAAAGUACUUUCUUUUU